This is a messenger RNA of Raphanus sativus (radish), 970 nucleotides long. Its product is annotated as allene oxide cyclase 3, chloroplastic. The transcript is spliced from 2 exons. The record is from RefSeq and is a predicted model, not a curated record. NCBI's taxonomy places the organism in Eukaryota, Viridiplantae, Streptophyta, Magnoliopsida, Brassicales, Brassicaceae. Gene Ontology annotation, molecular function: allene-oxide cyclase activity. Bases 73 to 804 code for a protein of 243 amino acids. Gene Ontology annotation, biological process: jasmonic acid biosynthetic process.
AAUCUCUUCUCUCAUAAUCAAUCAAAACAAAAGUUCCAAGUCUUACCUUACAUAAUAAAAGAACAAAACAAAAUGGCUACUUCUUCUGCUAUGUCUCUCCAGUCCAUCUCUAAGACUUCUCUCAACAAUCUCUCCCAUGAUCACCACUUUCAUCGAAGCUCUUUUCUAGGUUUCUCCAGAUCUUCCCAAAACCUUGGGAUCUCAUCUAACGGUCCAGAUUUCUCCUCCCAAUCAAGAUCUACUCCCAAGUAUCUCUCACCUACUCGGGCUUUCUUCUGGAACUGGGGAAAGACUGAAAACUCCCGACCAAGUAAAGUCCAAGAACUCAACGUGUACGAACUCAAUGAAGGAGACAGAAACAGCCCAGCUGUCCUAAAACUCGGCAAGAAACCAGAGCUCUGUCUCGGCGAUCUCGUACCAUUCACCAACAAACUCUACACCGGCGAUCUCAAAAAGCGCGUGGGAAUCACCGCCGGUCUCUGCGUCUUGAUCCAACACGUCCCGGAGAAGAACGGUGACAGAUUCGAAGCCACUUACAGCUUCUACUUCGGUGACUACGGCCACUUGUCCGUACAAGGACCGUACUUGACUUACGAAGACACGUUCCUCGCCGUCACUGGUGGCUCGGGGAUCUUCGAAGGUGCGUACGGACAAGUCAAGCUUCGUCAGCUUGUGUAUCCGACAAAACUGUUUUACACUUUUUACUUAAAGGGUAUUGCUGAUUUGCCCUUGGAGCUUACCGGGACGGCGGUUACGCCGUCGAAGGAUGUGAAACCUGCGCCGGGAGCCAGGGGCAACCAUUAAAAACUUUACUAAUUAGUUUUGUGUUUUCCUCGUGUUCUUUUAAUAAUUGUUUUUUAAACAAAUUAAAGAUUGUUUGUACCGAAUCUUUUUGGAUGAGUUGUAUGAGUUUAGUUAAUGUUGUUGUGUUGGUGGAAUAAUAUAGUGAGUACUAUUUAUUUAGAUGUGA